GCUCCAUUCUAUAAAUUCUGAUCUAUUUCCAUACAAAAACUUCAAGUGAGGAAAUCUGGUCUUCACUACUGCGUGUGCUGUGUGUGAGAGAGACAAAUACAAAUACAAAUACAAAAAUACAAUGUGUUCUGAGGUCUUUGGUUUUGACAUAAAUUAUUUUGUGUACGAAACAUCUUCUCCUAAGGCUAAGGCUACUCAUGAUGAAGAUUACCUUUUCUUGGAGAGUAGCUCUUGGGAAGAAAUUGCAUCUCUUGUGGUGUCUUCAUCCGAGCUCAGAGAUGCAGUCAUGGAGGUGAAGACAGGGGAAUCCCACUUCAUGCACACCAAUUAUCAUGCCCAAAAUCACCAACUUUUUCACUUUGAUCGUGUUUGGGACUCCAAAAACCACUUCUUGCAAGUGGUAGCUCCAUUUAGUAGUGAGAAGUCAUUAAUGGAGGAAGGCAAUUUUAAGGUGGGGAAAUACAACAAGGAAGAGAGGAAAUGGAGGAUUGAUAGAUACCGAGCUAAAAGGACUCGAAGAAAUUUCAACAAGACCAUUAAGUAUGCAUGCCGGAAAACAUUAGCCGACGGCCGGCAAAGAAUACGUGGCCGAUUUGCACGCAACGAUGAGGUCGGAGAAAUUCUUGAAGCAUCAUUGUUUCAAAGAUGUGAAGAUAAAUAUGAUCUUUAAUUGGGUAAUAUUCUCUAUAACAU
Salvia miltiorrhiza (redroot sage) is the source of this 693-nucleotide messenger RNA. RefSeq lists its product as uncharacterized. Gene Ontology annotation, biological process: regulation of flower development. The coding region runs from base 122 to 670 and encodes 182 amino acids. NCBI's taxonomy places the organism in Eukaryota, Viridiplantae, Streptophyta, Magnoliopsida, Lamiales, Lamiaceae. The record is from RefSeq and is a predicted model, not a curated record. Gene Ontology annotation, cellular component: nucleus. The transcript has 3 exons. Gene Ontology annotation, molecular function: protein binding.